Molecule: messenger RNA, 2159 nt
Organism: Daphnia carinata
Lineage: Eukaryota; Metazoa; Arthropoda; Branchiopoda; Diplostraca; Daphniidae
Product: putative ankyrin repeat protein RF_0381
Exons: 2
Coding region: 1-2136 (711 amino acids)
Molecular function (GO): protein binding
Source: RefSeq, a predicted model, not a curated record
AUGUUAAUCCAACUCGGAAUUGAUGUGAAAGCAAAGAGCGGUGAAUUCGGAGCAAACGCCCUCCAUUUCCUCUGUGCUUCCAAUUCAUCAUCAAAUUUAAUUGACGCAAUCAACGGUUUACUUAAGAACGAAGUAGAUAUAAAUACAGCUGACGACAUCGGACGAAACGCACUCCAUUACAUGUGUGAGAACAAUUCAAGCCCAAAUUUAAUUGAAAACAUCGAACUUUUGAUCCACCUUGGAAUUGAUAUCCAUGCCAAGGACAAAAAUGGAAGGAAUGCGAUCCAUUUCCUGUGCAAAGGCAAUUCAUCAUCAAAUUUAUUUGGCGAAACGGAAGAAUUAAUCCAAAUCGGAAUCGACGAGAACGCAAAAAUCAUCGACAGAUUAAACGCACUCCAUUUCCUCUGCUCAAAGAAUUCAUCCUUAAAUUUAUUUGGAGCAAUCAAUAAGUUAGUUCAACUCGGAAACGACAUGAACGCUAAGAGUAGCGGCGGAUUUACCGCAUUCCAUUUCCGCCGCGUACACCUUUCGUACACUAAUUUCAUUGGCACAAUCGAGCGUUUACUUCAAGGAGGACUAGAUGUGAAAACAAGAGACAACGACGGACGAAACGCACUCCAUUAUUUGUGCGCAUACAAUUCAAGCCCUUAUUUGACUGAUGCAAUCGAGUUCUUAAUCAAAAACGGAAAUGAUGUUAAUGCAGAAGAUAAAUACCGCUAUAACGUACUCCACACUUUGUGUGCAAACAACUCAAGCUUAAAGUUAAUAGACGCAAUUGGCAAGUUAAUCCAACUAGGAAUCGACGUAAACGCAAGGACUGACAACGGAUUGAACACACUACAUCUCCUGUGCGCAAGAAAUUCAUCCCCAAAUUUAAUGGAUGCAAUCGAUGAGUUAAUCAAACUCGGAAUCGACGUAAAUGCAAAGAGCGACAACGGAGCAAACGCACUACAUUUUCUGUGUGGUAACAAUUCAUCCUCAAAUUUAAUGGAUGGAAUCGAUAAAUUAAUCCAACUUGGAAUCGACGUGAACGCAAGGCGCGACGACGGAGCGAACGCACUCCAUUGCCUGUGCUUAAACAAUUCAUCCACAAAUUUAAUUGACGGAAUCGACAAGUUAAUCCAACUCGGAAUCGACGUGAACGCAAGGCGCGACAACGGAACAAACGCACUCCAUAACCUGUGCGCAAAGAAUUCAUCCGCAAAUUUAAUGGAUGGAAUCGAAAAGUUAAUCCAACUCGGAAUCGACGUGAACGCAAAGGAUAACAACGGGGCAAACGCACUCCAUGCCCUGUGCACGUGGAAUUCAUCCACAAAUUUAAUUGAUGCAAUCGAAAAGCUAAUCCAACUCGGAAUCGACGUGAACGCAAAGGAUGACAAUGGAUUAAACGCACUCCAUAACCUGUGCACGAAGAAUUCAUCCUCAAAUUUAAAGGAUGGAAUCGAAAAACUAAUCCAACUCGGAAUCGACGUGAACGCAAAGGGCAACAACGGGGUAAACGCACUCCAUUUCCUGUGUGGUAACAAUUCCUCCUCAAAUUUAAUGGAUGGAAUCGAAAAGUUAAUUCAACUCGGAAUCGACGUAAACGCAAAGAGCGACAACGGAACAAACGCACUCCAUUUCCUGUGCACAACGAAUUCAUCCUCAAAUUUAAUUGAUGGAAUCGAAAAGUUAAUCCAACUCGGAAUCGACGUAAACGCAAAGAGCAACAACGGGGUAAACGCACUCCAUUUCCUGUGUGGUAACAAUUCCUCCUCAAAUUUAAUGGAUGGAAUCGAUAAGUUGAUCCAACUCGGAAUCGACGUAAACGCAAAGAGUGACAACGGAACUAACGCACUCCAUGUUCUUUGCAAGGAAAAUGCAAGCACAAAUUUAAUUGAAGCCAUCAAACUGUUGAUUCACCUUGGAACUGAUAGCCAUGCAAAGGACAAAAACGGAAGGAAUGCGCUGCAUUUCCUGUGCAAAUCUAAUUCCAAUGAAAACCUAUUCGACGCGGUCAAAUAUUUAAUUGAACUAGGAAUUGAGAUUAAAUCCAACGGUUACGACGCGAAGGUUCUCUUACGCAAAAAUUACAAAAAAGAUAACUUGGAGGAAAUCAUGGAACUAUUUGACAAGCUAGACCUUGCUAUUAAUUAAUCAACAAAAACGGUAUUGAUUUU